This is a messenger RNA of Polistes dominula (European paper wasp), 1332 nucleotides long. RefSeq names its product SH3 domain-binding glutamic acid-rich protein homolog. Lineage: Eukaryota; Metazoa; Arthropoda; Insecta; Hymenoptera; Vespidae. The record is from RefSeq and is a predicted model, not a curated record. Gene Ontology annotation, cellular component: cytoplasm.
UAGCUAUAGACAUAGUAUCGAAGUAUUAGAAACAAGGAGCACUAGCUUAUUCCGUGUACGUUGAUUGAACUGUCCUCUGUUACUCAUCAUAUAUCAUCGUCAUCGCUGUUGGAUUACGAAUACGUACAAUUAAUUCGCGGUGAAUCACAAAUUUUUUAACGCUGAUAUAUAUUCGUUGACAUUUCGUAGGGUCAAAAGAGGAUCGUUGCUGAGAGAUAAAGCUGGAAGGCGUCGAUCGAUAAGAAGUGGACACCGGCUAAGGAUGGUCGUUAAAAUCUACGUAUCGGGUAUCAGCGGGAAUAAGGAAGUGAAGAAAAGACAGCAGCGGGUUUUGAUGAUAUUAGAUAGUAAAAAUGUAGAAUAUGAAACCAUCGAUAUAACUGAACCAGGAAAAGAAUUGGAUAAAGAGUUUAUGCAAGGCCAUAGCGUUGGAAAAGACAGUAAAUAUCCUUUACCGCCUCAGAUAUUUAACGAAGAUGAAUACUGCGGGGAUUAUGAAGACUUUGACAUGGCUAAUGAAUUAGACGAAUUAGAGAAAUUUCUUAAGAUGACACCUCCAGUCAGUCCAGAAGAUAUUUCUCAAGAUUCGAAUGCACAAAAUAACGAUAUUCAAGAAAAUGGGAAUACUUCCAGUCGAGAGCCAUCCACAGACAAAGACGCAGCUACAGUAAAAUCAGAAAGCGCAGAAGAUAGAACUAAUUUGCCAAACGACAAUGAUCCAUUAGAUGAAUCCAAAGCGACGGAGCUCGAUGGUGGAACAAAGGAGAACGAAGAAGACGUAGAACAAAUGGAAGAACCCGGUGAUAAAAAUGAAGAGAAAUCUGACGACCAAGAAAAAGAAGAAUAGAGAAUUAUGACUAUCAUUUUUUUAAGGCUGAAUGAAUAUACUGCCACUACUACUUUUCUGAACAACAGGAUUAUAUAUUGAAUGAAGGAUUAUAUUUAAUUGUAUAGAUCAUUCGUAUAUACAAUACUUUUGUAGAGCCAUGUCGAAUUCAAAUCAAAUCUACGUCAAUUUUAUUUUCUUAUUAGGUCGGAUAAGACAAAAUGAAAUUUAUAAUAGUUUAUAGAAAUUUGUAAGUUUUUCAGAUCGUUUACAAUAUAUCUCUCCAUUAUUGUUUCUCAUUACAGUUUUUCAUAUGGAAAGAUAUCAAACAUAUCUUUUGCUCAUUAAUGUCAUUAUAACUAAACAAAUUUUAGAUUGGAGUUAGAAAUAUUUGAAUCCUUUCUUUACGGCAUGCUUUGGCGCGAGUAUCGUUUUACAUAAAUUCACUUAUACAUAUGGGGCCUUUGCAUGAACGACCCAUCUAUGAGUCGAUAGUAACGAAAGGA